Messenger RNA from Salvelinus namaycush (lake trout), 2657 nucleotides. Its product is annotated as tribbles homolog 2-like. Gene Ontology annotation, cellular component: nucleus. Gene Ontology annotation, biological process: positive regulation of proteasomal ubiquitin-dependent protein catabolic process; regulation of MAP kinase activity; protein phosphorylation. The record is from RefSeq and is a predicted model, not a curated record. The transcript has 4 exons. Gene Ontology annotation, molecular function: ATP binding; protein kinase activity; mitogen-activated protein kinase kinase binding. NCBI's taxonomy places the organism in Eukaryota, Metazoa, Chordata, Actinopteri, Salmoniformes, Salmonidae. The coding region runs from base 789 to 1850 and encodes 353 amino acids.
GAUAUUUGAAGCCACUGCGCUCUCGGGUCUAUUCUCAAUCAGACGGGCAGUCGGUGGGGGCACGUCUGAUUAGAAAUCUACUUUUUAGGGACUCAAUUGACACAUUAAAGGAUUACUUCGCAAGUGACCAAAUAAGGGAACGUGUAGCCUACUCUUCCCUAUGACCAAUAAUUAUUUAUUAUACGAGGUUCCAUACUUUGGACGAGUAUGCUCUUUUUUUACAUUAUUGUGCAAGAGCCUUUAAACAACUUUAAAGGUUUGUGUUUUCUCUGUUUAUAAAAAGUUUCUAAGGUUUUCUAAUAACCUCCGAUUUAGAAAACCUGUCAUCGCAAGGAAAAACGUUCGAUACACAAGUCGCUGCCACACAGCGGGAAUAAGGACAAAAGCAUCUGUACCAACAACACAGGCGGUGUUGCUGCCACACUUCAAAGCGAAAUAACCUGUUAAAUGUGUCAAUGACUUUCAUACAUAUUCUGCUUUGGCUAAGUGAACAGACAUCCUGAGCAAGAACCAACGAAAACUAAUUUGAACUAUUAUGCAUACAUAGUUCAUUUGUAACUGUUUAAGUUAAAGACUCCCUUGAACCACUAGGCUAUUUAUUUUAUAAAGGAAGAAUAACUUUUGUCUGAAGCUCUCCAACCUCUGGUUUCCUCUACACCACGUGUGUUUUUGCUGAGCUUACUGCACAUUUCGUGUUUCUUGACAAGCAAAGCACUACACACGAAGCUGGAGUUACCAUACCAUUGUUCUGUUUUGAAGAGCGGACCCCUUUGUCUUCCACAGCCAAGAUGAGUGUGAACAUCUCCUCGCCCGCCGCGGCACCUACUCGUCCCCUGCGGCUGAAGCGGCUGGAGCUGGACGACCCGCAGGAUGACACGGAAGCGCUGAAAUGCAAGCGUCCCCGGCUGAGCCUUCCACCCUCGUCCCCUGGCCUGGCCCCCUGCCUGAGGCCCCUGAGCCACAGCCCAGACUCCGACCAGCACUGUGUGUCCUGCAUUGGGCCCUACGUCCUGCUAGAACCCACAGAGGGGACAGAGACCUACAGGGCCUUCCACAGGGUUACGGAGCAGGAGUACACCUGCAAGGUGUUCUCUAUGAGGCGGUACCAGGAGUUCAUCGCCCCCUACGUCCGCCUGCUGCCCCACGACAACAUCUGCCGCAUCGCCGAGGUGAUAACAGGCGAGCACAGCGUCUUUGUCUUCUUUCAGCGCAACUACGGCGACAUGCACUCGUACGUGCGCACAUGCAAGCGGCUCCAGGAGGAGGAGGCGGUGCUUCUCUUCCGCCAGAUGGCGGUGGCGGUGGCACACUGUCAUGAGCAUGGGGUGGUCCUGCGCGACCUCAAGCUGCGCAAGUUUGUCUUCGUAGACCAGCAGAGGACCAAGCUUGUUCUUCAGAACCUGGAAGACUCCUGUCUGCUCCACGGGGACGACGACUCUCUUACGGACAAGCACGGCUGCCCAGCCUACGUGGGCCCCGAGAUCCUCAACUCACACCACUCGUACUCAGGGAAGGCUGCUGAUGUCUGGAGCAUGGGCGUGGUGCUGUACACCAUGCUGGUGGGUCGCUACCCGUUCCAGGAUGUGGAACCUGCCGCUCUCUUUAGUAAGAUCCGCCGGGGGACCUUCACAGUGCCAGAGUCGCUCUCGGUGCGGGCUAAGUCGCUGGUGUGCUGCAUGCUGCGUAAAGCACCCUUGGAGAGACUGGAGGCCUCAGAAUUGCUGCUCCACCCGUGGCUGAACUGUUCCAAUAACACAACACCUCCCAACAUGCACCUCAACCCCAGGAACUGCACUGACCAAGUGGUCCCCAACUACACAGAAGAUACUAAGGACACAGGCUGUUUCUAGAAUAAAAAUAAAAAUGUCCUCUGUCCCAGUGAUGCAAGUAGAGCAGUAUCAUCUCCAUAGAGGGACUACUGGUAAUGCAGGGUUUUUUCCUACCUACCUGACACUUAAGAAACAUAACAUAGUCAUAUGGCAUUACAUAUUUCCAAAGUAAACCUCUUAUGCUAAUGUCUAACUGCAGUUUGGUAUCAAAGCAGUCAAAGCUUUGUUAAUCUGUUGUUAGACAUUAGCAUGUAUAGAUUGUGAAGUUGUGCUUUUGAAGAAGUUGUGAACGUGUUAUGCAGGGCCCUUAAUCCAAAUUGUUACCAAAUGUAUUAUAUAGUUCGGUGUCAUGAAACAUGUAUUUGUUUAGGUAGUAACAUUGCGAUUACACAAAGCAGUAACUACUAACUACUGGAUCUCCUGGCCACGUGUAACAGACGCCUCCUUCGAGUUAGAUGUAUAUCUGCUUGUCAAGGGUCCAAUGCAGUUAUUUCCACAUUGCAGUGUAACCUCAAGAAAAGCGCUUUUCAAAAGCUACCCGACUAUUGUCCUUUAACCAAUGUAAAUUGUUUUGUUGACUCAAUGGGAAUAACAGGUGAAAACAGUCCUCGAGAUCCCUUGCCCCAUAUAGAAGCAGACUUUCUAGCAGUAUUCCCUUUUUGCUGGAAGCAGUAAUUUGACCCAUUUUUGAUUGUGAGCAACUCCGUUGGGAACACUAAAUUGAAGCUGUAUACUGAACAAAAAUGUAAACGCAACAAUUUCAAAGAUUUUACUGAGUUACAGUUCAUAGAAGGAAAUCAGUCAACUGAAAUAAAUAAAUUUGUCCCU